AUACCCCCUCUGCUUUCCUUCACUACUCCCGUCUCCUCGCUGCAAGCCUGCUCAAGCUCCCAGCUCUCAAAGACUCAAACCCUCCCCGGGGAAACAAACCAAACCAAACUAAUCCAAACCAACCCAAGAUUACACAGAAUGCCCACUGCCGCCUCCUCAUCCUCCUCCAGCUCCCUCUGCAAGCACCACGCCGCCGCCUCACGCCGCCGAAUCCGCGUCUGCGUCGUCGUCUCCCUCGCCGUCCUCCUCCUCACCCUGGCCGUCGGCGCGCUAGCCAUCACGGCGCUCCGCCCGCACCCCGCCGACACCACCAUCUCCUCCAUCCGCCUCACCUCCGUCUCCCUUUCCCCCGGCCCAGGCCGCCUUUCCCUCAACGUCACCCUGGAUGCGGUGCUCGCCAUCCACAACCCGAGCCGCGUCGCCUCCUUCGCGCACUCCCCGGGCCACGCCCUAGUUUACUACCGCGGCGGGGUCGCCGCAGAAGCCGCCGUGCCGCCGGGACGCGUGGCCGCGGGGGGCUCCGAGUCCGUGACCGUCAGCGUCGCCGUGCUCGCCGACCGCCUCCUCCUCGCGCCGCGGCUGUAUGACGACGUGGUCGGCGGCGGCGGCAGGGAAUUGCCGCUGGCCGUGCAGACGACCUUGCCGGGGACAGUCACGGUUCUCGGCUUGCUCAGGCGCCGGGCGGUUGUGUUCACGGCGUGCAAAGUUACGGUCAGCGUGCGCCGGCCGGCCGAGCAGAGCUCCUCCACCUCCUCCUGCCGGUACCGGACCAAGUUCUAGCUCUAGCCUAGCCACACGAUCUUUUCCUGAAGCAACAUUGCUCAAGGUUAGGAAAGCCUCAUUGAUUUCUUUCCUGAGAACAUGAGCUAUCCUCAGGCAUUGGACUUCAGAUAAAAUGGCGUCUGGGAACUUGGGAGGAGACCUGAAAAUCCUAAGAUGUUAUAUCUCCUCCCAAAACAAAAACAUAUUUAUUAUUUGGUACAUAGGUGAUCUUUUCAACGGUAAGGUAACUCCCAGUCAUUUCAAUCUCAGUCAACAAGAUUAGCCAUUGAAUCUUCUCUCUAAGAUUAUGUUUUGGAGAUUGUCUAAACUCUUCUCUGUAAACUAGAUUAGUUUUAUCUACCUUUGUAAUUUUUAUGCUUCGUAAUUAAAAAUUGCAGUAGGAAAGAUAUCUUUCCUACUGCUAUCCGUAAAAACACUUGCCUCUAAGAUACGUGCUCGUGCAGAUUUCAUUUCAUAUAGUUCUCAAUCCCAUCGUUGCUCUUAUAUUUUCUUUUAAGGCCAUACAAUCAACUUCCAAUGGUUAUCUCGCUGGACUGAGAUCUUACAACAUUUCAGUCAGCUAAGAUCUAAGCAGACUUUUCAUUUGCUAUUUUAUUGCCUUCACAUGUAAACAUGGUAACCAAAUCUCUUAUAAAGUUGAAUUUGUUUCUAUUUUAUUUAGUUUACAAGCUUGCCCCCUCAGAUUAAACAGACAAUAUAUUGUACAGUUAUUAAGAGUGAAAAUUGUACAUUGCAUAGAAAACCAUAUACUGUAAAACAAGCAAAUCUCCAGGAUAAAUUGCUUGAAUGUGUUAAGAUAUAAUAUCCAACCAUCUAUCGCAAAAGACCGAUAUGAUAGGAAGAGGAGAUAUGAUAUACUUAACAGAAUGAAGCAACUAGAUUCAAUUGAACACAAGUAAAAUAACUCGAACGGCGAAAUAACGGCAUAAUGGAGACAAUUGAAGUGCAUAUGAUUUAAUUCGAUGACCUGCUUUAAUUUUAGCGAUUCUCUCUACUACACAUAAAUUCGGUACAUUAUAGAUAGCUCAGACGUCUCGAAAUGAUAAAUAAAUAAAUACUUUCUGAUGUCUGUUUGCGGUUAUUGUGAUGUGAUGCAGAAUCUAGUUAAUUAUGGGAUUUUUACUAGUUCUAUUGAAAAAUGAUUAUACGUAUUUAAGUUUUCAUUGGACUAAAUGUUACUGACAAAAUAAUUAGAAACUAGCUAAGUACCCGUGCGUUGCAACGGAGACACAAAUAUUUCAAUGAUUUACGUCUCAAAUAUAGAUUACGCAUGUCCAUCGACCGAUCGAAUUUUUUUCUUUCCAAAACGUAAUUGACAAACACAUAACUUACCUUAAUUUGUGGAACUUACCUUCCACAUGGGCUUAAUUUUCUCAAAUAUAGAUUACGCAUGGUUUCCUUAAUUUGUGGAACUUACCUUACUAUGGGCUUAAUUUGUGAAACUUAC
Molecule: messenger RNA, 2230 nt
Organism: Brachypodium distachyon (stiff brome)
Lineage: Eukaryota; Viridiplantae; Streptophyta; Magnoliopsida; Poales; Poaceae
Exons: 2
Coding region: 139-780 (213 amino acids)
Source: RefSeq, a predicted model, not a curated record